This is a messenger RNA of Heterostelium album PN500, 393 nucleotides long. RefSeq lists its product as uncharacterized. The transcript is spliced from 2 exons. Lineage: Eukaryota; Evosea; Eumycetozoa; Acytosteliales; Acytosteliaceae. Bases 1 to 393 code for a protein of 130 amino acids. The record is from RefSeq and is a predicted model, not a curated record.
AUGACACAAUACCAAGAAAUUGAUCAAAGAUUUACUAUUAGUUUUAUUUUAAAUCAUCACACCAAACUCUAUGGUGAUUACAAUAACUAUAAUAAUCAAUAUCAAUUACAAUCACAAAAUGUAAAUCAAACUGUUGUCCAUUUGAAUAAAUAUAUUAAAAUAUACAAUGGCAAUGGUGGUGGUGUGUCCAGUGGUAAGGGUAUCACCGGAAGCACAGAGUAUAUUGUUGUCAACAAGACAUCCACAAAGAAUGACUUCUCGAGUGUUGCCAGUAUUCCAAAGAAAUACCCAAAGAGAACUUGGUCCAAAGUCGACAAGGAAAACGAAAAACAUCAACAACAUCCACCUACCUAUGCCGCUACUAAUUACAAUAAAAAAUUAAAAAUAAAAUAA